Cryptomeria japonica (Japanese cedar) is the source of this 1842-nucleotide messenger RNA. Its product is annotated as transcription factor MYB87. The record is from RefSeq and is a predicted model, not a curated record. NCBI's taxonomy places the organism in Eukaryota, Viridiplantae, Streptophyta, Pinopsida, Cupressales, Cupressaceae. The transcript is spliced from 3 exons. The coding region runs from base 345 to 1448 and encodes 367 amino acids.
UUUGAUGCGCUGUGGACCAUCCAAUUUUGUUUGGGAUUUGGGCCUGGUCUAAAGGUCACCAAAGGCAAGGAAAGUCCUAUGACAGCAGUAGGGAUGAACAUAACGUCCACGUACUAAGAAAAGGAAGGACCGUGCAAUAAAAACCUAGGAAGAUUUAGCAGUACCUCUUUACCAGUACCCUGGAAAAAAGGGUGUCUUUUUGCAAUAAUCAUAUCCUUGAGGGAUCUCUACGGGACCCCUUUUUGUGCCGUCUUCUGAUCUGAUACUGCUGUUAUUCUUGGAGAAUCUGUGCACCCACUCAUCAUCUAGUGGGUAUAAUUAAGUUCUGAAACAUCUCUGAAAAGAUGGGUAGAGCACCAUGCUGUGACAAAGACAACGUGAAGAAAGGGCCAUGGUCUCCAGAAGAAGAUUCUAAACUCAAAGCAUACAUACAACAGAAUGGAACUGGAGGCAACUGGAUUGCCCUGCCUCAGAAAGUUGGCUUGAAAAGGUGUGGAAAGAGCUGCAGACUUAGAUGGUUGAAUUACUUGAGGCCCAAUAUAAAGCAUGGAGGAUUCUCAGAAGAGGAGGAUCAUAUCAUUGUUAGCCUCUAUGGUACCAUUGGAAGCAGGUGGUCUAUCAUUGCAGCCCACUUGCCAGGCAGAACUGAUAAUGAUAUAAAGAACUACUGGAACACAAAACUGAAGAAAAAACUGUUUGGGAAACGCAAGGAUCAACAUGGAAGGCGUCUUGCAGCGACUGCAGCCAAACAAGCUGAAAUGUUUGGCAUAAAAAGGUACGCUUCUUCAGAGGCCAGCCCAAGAACAAGUGUAUAUGGGACACAGCCUAGAGCAGUUAUAGACCACAAUAUGAAUAUGAACAUUAAUUGGCCUUAUGCUCAUUUCAGUCCUGGAAUAGCUCCCCAGUUAUAUGAACAAACCACCCUUGCUGAAUUGCCCACCAUUACUGAUACCAAUCCAAGUACACAGCCACCCAGAUUUCACCUAAACUUUCAACAACCCUUUGAUCAGGAAGUUUUUGAGGCUGAUAACAAUACUUCUUUUAGGAAGCUCCUAGAGAGACUUGAGUCUAAUCUUACUGAUCGUUCAAAUAACAUGAAUUUGGUGAGCAUCUGUCAGAUGCAGGUACCCAACAGCAUUAGUAUGAAUAAUAAUGCAUCUCAAAUACCAAAUUCUUCUUUGGAAUAUGAGACAGCAAAAUUCCACAACCCUGCAUACUUACAAACUCCAUCUGUAUUGGAUGCAUCUUUCCCUCCCAGUGAUAUUUCACUUGUGUUUUCUCCAUCCACUGUGACUUGUGGGUCUCCUCAAGGAAGCCAUCAAUCUGCUUGUUUAAAUACAUUCAAUGAUGAGGCUUAUAUAUUGUCAAUGGAUUGGAAUGAUCUCCUUAACUGCACUAACAAUAAUAGUAGCUCACUAGCCUUACCACAAAGAGAAGCAGACAGUUAAAGAUGGUGUCUGUAUGGCUCAUCAGUUCACAGUAUUGAUAUUCCUUGUGAGAAUAAAGUUAUCUUUUAGCAGUUAUGCUAAGAUGUAUCAUUACGUUUUUCCAUUCUGAAGCAGAUAUAUUGAAAUUUAGGGAUUGUGUCUCAAAGGAUAUUGAUACUGCUCUCUAUAAGUAUUCAGUUCCACAAGUCAUGUAACAACUAAGCUCAAGCUAGAGGAAUAUAUAAUAUACAAUUCUCGCAGUGCUACUCUCCAGUCCAGGUAAAAGCAUUCUGAAUCUAAGCCAUUGUCCAACUAAUUGAUUGUUAUUCAAGGAAGAUGAUAAUAACCUGGCAUUACUUCAGGUACGCCAAAUAUUUCAGGAUUUCAUUUGUUUCAAUUUGUACUUGUGGUUUCA